This is a messenger RNA of Aureobasidium subglaciale EXF-2481, 3920 nucleotides long. RefSeq lists its product as uncharacterized. Bases 4 to 3429 code for a protein of 1141 amino acids. Gene Ontology annotation, biological process: post-chaperonin tubulin folding pathway; tubulin complex assembly; microtubule cytoskeleton organization. The transcript is spliced from 5 exons. Lineage: Eukaryota; Fungi; Ascomycota; Dothideomycetes; Dothideales; Saccotheciaceae. The record is from RefSeq and is a predicted model, not a curated record. Gene Ontology annotation, molecular function: GTPase activator activity; beta-tubulin binding.
AAGAUGGCCACUGAAGUCGAUGAUGACUUGCAACUGAUUCGCGCAACGCCGGGACUCUUGACCGAUCUACAAGUCGCCCUCAAAAAGUUACUCUGGAAACGGGGUAAUUCAAGCCGCGUUCACAGUCUCGUUCGUUCACGGGACCUUGAUCAUGUCAUCCAGUUGGUGGAACCUUUCCAAGGAGAACCUCAACUACUUGAUGCUCAUUUGAAAAGCUUACUGCCUGCCAUUGUCGAAGCAUACCUAGCCGUUCUCCAACUACCAAAGACCAAGAAACCCUCUCCUCUGACAGUCCCUCUUGAUGUGGCUGCUAGUAAGCUAUUGUACACUUUCUGUAAGGUCAGGGGAGAAAAGAUAAUCACUGGCUUUCUCAAUAAUGAACCCAGAUAUCUCGAGCUAAUCCUGACCAGUCUUGAGGACUUCAUGAUCAGAGAUGUGGAUGCGGCUGCUGCCUGGGAGAAGUCAUACAUUCUUCUUCUAUGGCUCACUCACUUGAUGCUUGUGCCGUUCGACUUGAGCUCAAUCUCGGCUGCUUACCAACCAUCGAAUGUCGAGCAUGAGCAAAUAUCUCUACAGCCUUCUGUUCCAGCUGUCACGCGGCGAGUCUUGCAAGCAGGCGUACACUAUCUCUCGAGCGCGACCCGCGAACAAGAUGCAGCAGCGAGGAUGCUCGUACGUCUGGUCACCCGUCCUGAUAUGCAACAACUCGAUCUCCCUUCAACUGUCGUAUCGUGGGCAUUAGAAAAGCUUCUCAACCCAUCUACUUCACCAAAUUCCAAUCUUCACACCUUCCUGGGUCCACUCCGGUUCUUGGUAGGUAUGACAGUGUCGGUAGAUACUCAGAAAGUCGCCGAUCUCGUACCGUCAAUCUACUCUGCUGGCCAGAGACUUAUGGAUGAUGCAAUGCUUGCUUUCUUGAGCUCAUCAGCCGUUACCAAGAAGCUGGUUGUAAAACUGCUCCGUAACAUUGCUCUCCUAAGCUUGAAGCACUCAUUCGACAAAUUGGAUGACUUCUUUGAGUCAAGUGGUGUUCUAGAAGGGACGAUUGAGUAUUGCCUUCAAGCCCUCGAAGAUCGCGACACACCAGUCAGAUUCGCCUCCAGUAAAGCUUUGAGCAUGAUAGUUCUUCGUCUCGACCCUGGUAUGGGACACGAGGUCGUUCAGGCAGUCCUCGAAAGCUUCAAAGAAGAUAUGCCAAAGUCGUCCUCAGAACCAGACUUCGGAGCUGCGAAUGCUUUGAGAUGGCAUGGUUUGACCUUGACACUUGCACAUGCAUUAUUCAGAAGGUCAGCCUCGCCACAUCAACUUCCUGAGAUCUUGAACACUUUGUUAUUGGCGCUCAGCUUUGAACAGAGAUCUGCUGUGGGCGUAAGUACUGGAAGCAACGUUCGUGACGCCGCCUGCUUUGGAAUUUGGUCUUUAUCACGGAGAUAUACGACUAAAGAAUUGUUGUCGGUGGAGACGUCUCUAAUCGGCUUCGACUUCCAUCUACGUGCUAAAUCCAUCAUACAAGUUGUUGCGACUCAGCUUUUACUUUCCGCUUGCUUUGAUCCUUCUGGCAACAUCAGAAGAGGGUCUUCGGCAGCGCUCCAGGAACUCAUCGGUAGGCAUCCUGAUCAAGUCAGUAAUGGCAUCUCCCUUGUACAAGUUGUCGACUACCACGCAGUUGGACUUCGACAGCGAGCGAUGGUCGAUGUUGCUCGAAAUGCAGCAAACCUCGAUUCCAUAUACCGAGAAGCACUACUAGCUGCUCUUGGCAAAUGGAGAGGGCUUGGUUCUACAGAUACUACUUCGCGCGAGGCCGCUGCAGAGGCCAUGGGUUUACUCUCUGCACCACAGAUUCCUGAGUAUGUCAUGGCUACCCUCGACCACUUGCAAGAGGACAUCUUAACAUCAAAGGCCGAUCUCGAAAAACGACACGGAUCGUUUCUUGCAAUCUCGCGAAUUGUCGACACGAAGAUGUACCAGCGACUCGGUGGAGAAACACGCCCGAGUGUUGAGGAUAUAUCACAUCUGACAUCUGUUUGGGGUUUGUUUGACCAAGAUCAAGCUCUGUUCAGAAACCACACUUCACGGGCCACCCGUGCAGAGUUGCCCUCCGCUGUUGCCAAACUCCUUUCGUCUCUAGUAGAACUCUCUUUGCUAUGUGGAACAGAUCACCGGGAUUUGUCAUCACUCGUACCUGUCCUGAACCAGAUCGUGUCUGGUCUGAUAUCUUCUUCGGAGACACAUGUCUUACAAGUCCUGCCUCGCUUGGUUAAGGCCAUAUCAAGACUUGACCCAUCGACUUUGACACGCUCCAUACUCAAUCUUCAUGAUUGCCUUUCAAAAAUGGCGCACGACUUUCUGGGGAUGACGGUGCAAGGUUCAGGUCGUGUCAUUGUUCUAGGUGCAGCGUUCCCAUGGCUGCACGAUGUCUACGGAUGCGACCCGCUUGAUGCUUGUCAUCUGCUCUCGAGAAUCAUCAGGACCGCUCCCCUGACUGAGUGGCGUAGCAUCGCGCUACGGGCCAUAGACUUGAUCAUGCAGGCGGAUAUUCUGGGUGACGAUGUUUAUCAAUCUCUUGUAUCUGCUCUUGACACUGGGCUCAAUGACUACACCAUCACUGAAAGGGGCGAUGUUGGUUCGCUGGUAAGAAUAGAGGCUGUAAUAUGUGUUCGACAGAUGUGGAGAUCAAAACGAGGGCAAGUCGACCCGACUUCUUCUCAGCUCCUACGAGGCAAUAUCAUUCGGCUUGCUCUCGAGAAGAUGGACAAAGUGAGAUUGAGAGCCGCAAGCUGUCUUGAGGAGACAGAUCCCAUGUUAUUGAGACGUACUGCUGUCACAGACGUAACAAGCUACCAGUAUUUUCUGGGAUUGCUUGAACCACUGAACGACAAUCCUCCCGCCUGGAAACGCGAGGCAAUCCUGAAGGGCAGCAUGUCGUGUGCUGGAGUAGGCGCAGAGGGGCUAUUACGAGCCUCUCGUAUGGCCCUGGUUGAUACAAUCAUCAAAGGAAGUCCCGAGAUGAGGUCUAGUUGUAUGUCUGCUUUCACCGGACUCUUGAAAGAGUCGAUAGCCGCAGAAGUUGAGACACAACCGUUGCUUGAACUUAUUGCACAUUUACUCGACACGAUGCCAUCUGUCAUUUCACCGGACGAUCCUUUCAACUGGCGUAUCUUACUCUCCUCGAUUCAAAAAGCACACUACAAGUCAAACAACAUCUCAAGAAUACUGGCGGCAAUAGAGGUGUAUCAAGCAUUGGCUGAGAAGCCCACGAUUCGUGCCGAUACCCUGAAGAAGCUGGCUAGCAUGCUCAGGACGAACCCAUACCCAACAGUGCGGACGGCCGUGUCCGAGUGUUUGUUUCUCGUAACAGGCGAUCAAGAGCUGAAAUGCGUAGAUGGGAGUAAAUCGCAGCCGUACAAUCUGCAAGUUGAUGUGCGGUGACUGUUCCGCAUCACGGAAUCGGGCCGUACUAGACACUUGCUUCUUCUUCCGCACCACAAUUACCAUCCGUGUGUUGGUGGGGUCCCCGCGGGACUGCAAUUAUUGCGGGGUCAUGAACAUAUCUCAAUGACAAUAAGAAGACAUCGUAGCUGCCAACGAUCCUAUGACUUUCGGUCAUUGUUGCCCUCUUUGACUAUCGCUAUGCUUUCUCUCCUAAUCUUGGUAGCUCAGACUCAGGCUAAAGAGCACCCAUUUCGAUCUAUCGUUAUUCUGUCGCUUCUGUUGCCAUUCUCGUACUUUGUGACCAACGAAUUUGUACGAAGAAAGGCCAGGAUACCAGGCUUCGACGGCCCGCCGGGAAAUCCAAUAUUCGGAAACAUCCCGGAUAUUAAGUACAACGCGGCAGAAAAGGUUGCUGUGCCCAGCGACAGUUCCUUAUCAAGCCUGGCUGACCAGCAUCCAGUACCGAGAGUGGUCAAAGACCUACGGAG